GAGAGAGAGAGAGAGAGAGAGAGAGAGAGAGAGAGAGAGAGAGAGAGAGAGACACCUUAUCGGGGAGUUUAGGCUCCAAUCUCUGGGAUCAAAGCACAGUCAAUAACCAGCCUCCUCCUGAGAGUAACUGAUAUUGCAUUCCUGAAGGGAAAAAUAGUGCCUUUGGUCACCCUGUCCUUUAUCCUCUCUGACUAUACUGACAAGGACUGGAUUUGAUUAUUUAUUUAUUUUUUUGGUAGUUGCUAAGCAAAGUUAUGAGAAAUACAAUGACCAUGGUGAAGAAUGCUGAUUUUAGCCUCGGUUGUAGUAGUUGCUCCACAUUAGCCACUUUGCAGCCUCUAGACAAUGCUAAAGGGCCAUGAAAGUGUAACAUACAACACACGGGGGAGAAAAGCUCUUUCUCCUGCAGUCCAUGUUCAGGUCAGAGCCAGUCAAUGAGAAGCAAGGGAAUCUUUAAUCACGCUCAGUCUGUAAUGCAGCUCUUCAUCAUCUCUAUCGUUCUUGUUUCUCUCUUAACUCUCUUCUGGGACUUGUUUUAUUUACCAGCUAUAUUUCUACAUUGGUUUACCUUUUUUUCCUGUGUGGCUCUGUAUGUUUACCUUGUUUAGUAAAGGGUGAGGGGCAGGUAGGGAGCUUGUUCAAGGCAUAUGAGGAACAGAACCAGUGCUCAUCGGCCUCUACCGUUAAUCUCCGACUGAAGUGUUCAGAGAGAGUAACUCAUGCGCUGCUCUGCAAUGGCAGAAACAACACUUUCUGCUCAUAUAUUAGCAUAGAGCCCACAGCUGUAGAUGACAGAUAAGAGCUUAGCAGAGGGUUCUCACCUCAAUAUUGCCCUUUUUCUGUCCUUCCUUUUAAUCAGUUUUCCUUGUUGAUGUUGGAAGAUAUAUUUAAGAGAAUCAUUUCAUUUGUAUUCUUGCCAGAGGCAACAUCUGUCACCAAGGCACUGCAUUGAGCCAGGGACCAAGCAUCCUAUAGUUUGAACAAUUACAUCAAGUAACAAUAUCAUAUAAAGCCCAUGUAAAAUGUAUAUCUUCUGUAUAUCCUUCGGUUUCUUCUCUUUUAGCUCUGUUUUGGUCUCUACCAACUAUUCAGAUGCUAAAUGUUUCAAGAGCAGUUAGAGUACAGUGAGCUUUUAGAGCUUUUUCAGCAGUGACAGUGAACCCAAACAGAUUUAGGUGAAAGUUCUCUGUAAGUUCAUCAUUAUGAGCGAACCCUGGCAUAUUGUCAAGUUGUUUUCACAAUGUCAUUUGAUUGUUAUAUGAAAAUAUCUAUUGUUGAAAACACACAUUUUAAACCUACAUUAAUAAGUGAUGUUGCUAAAUGAUGAAAUGAGUCCGUUAGAUUUAGGAUUAUCCCUAAACUACAGCUUUUACUUGAAUAAUAAUAUUACAAUAAUACAUUUUAUUUAUAUAGCGCUUUUCAAAAUUCUCAAAGACACUUUACAAACAUUAAAAUCAUCAUAAAAAAGCUAAACAUUAACUUUCAGGUUGGAAAAGGUAUGAAGUUAUGAAACAGUAUGACAUACAGUAUAUAUUCUGUAUCAGCUCUUCAUUGAAGCCUCUUCAUAUUUACACUGAAUUAAGUAUUUAAACACAAGACUCCAUGUUUUAAUGACGUGGAGAGUGGAAAUAUAAACUUGUGCAUCAUUUUAUGUUUCCCAUUAUUCACCCUGACAUCUUCGGGAGUUUUGGGGUUGUCACUAGAAUUUAAUAAAUAAAGUUCUGUCGGUUCAAUCAAAGCUUUCCUGCUCAGAUUGAGUUUGCACACACUGGUCCAAUGACGUGUCAGUAGGGUAGAAGAAGUUGGAGUGUGUGAUUAUUAGUACGGAGGUAGUUUUCACUCUUCUCCUUUUUGUUUAGUAUGAAUUUGCAUUAUUUGUUCCUCAUCUGAAAAGUCCAGUCAGAUUCUAAGAAUUUGAAUGUGGUAAAAGCCUUUUCACAACCAACAUGCUGUUCCUGCUCAUAUGUUUGCACACUGUCAAUGUUGACUGAUGACUUCAAUAGUAAAGUACAGACUUUCAUUUAGCUUCCCUCUGCCUUUACCACUCCUUUCUCCUUAUCUUUUUGUUUACUGUUCAGUCCACACCAUAUAAAGUAAACAUGUACUUUAUGUGCCGUCUGCAGCAACACGCCUGUUUUGUUGGCUACAUACCUCAUGUGCUUGCUGCAGCUUUUACUCCUGUCAUUUCACUUAGAGAAUUGCUAUGAGAAGGCUGAGAUUGUGCAGUGUUGAUGAACAAAUUGGUUGUCAAGGAACAUCGACAGCAUUGCCACAUCCUUAUUUGCAUUUGAGAACGUAAUAUCUCUAGUUUUUCACUUUUCUCCAGUAUUUUUAUGGAAGCAUACGAGUCAACAGCUCGUUGUUUGUUUGUUGUUUGUAUGAAGGUUUCUGAGUAUAACUGUCUCCAUUCACAUAGAGAAGAGUAAUUCAUUUGCCUCUCUUUAAAGAAAAACUGGUCCGGCUUCGCCUUAAAGAUGUAGCGAAUUUUAAAAACUGUAAGAUUAGUUGAACGUGCUCAAUCCCGCACUAGUUUUUGAUGAACCAGUUAUUGUAGAUUUUAAUAAAACAACCAUGUUACACUUCCUAUGCUGCUCCUUCAACAGCACUACUCGUGUUACAUUCCUCCAGCGCUAAAUAAAUUAGAAUGAAAUGCUGCCUCGAUCUUCCUCAAGCUCUUUUUUUGAAAGGCACAAGAAGUCAAAGCAUCAUUCAAGAUAUCUUCCUCUGCUUGUCAUUGAGAGGGAAAGGAAAUGGGAGGAAUGGUUUAAUGUACAAUAAUCACUGGUUCCUCUGGGUAUUGAUUGGACUCGGAGCCUCCCUCCCAUCUUUCCUGUCCAGGAAUAGAAUAUCGUACCAUCAUAAAGAUCAGUUAAUCCACAGCCAUCCGACUGACUGACUCACUCCGACAGUAUCUUUUCUCUAAAUUCACUCGUUAUUAUCCUUUCCUCUUCUAUUGCCAUAGUACCCAGCAUCAUUUCUGGCAUGACUAGAAAUAGUUUGCCUGAUGCUUGAUUGGAUCAGUGGCUGAUUAUCUAACGUUUGUAAUUAUGAAUGACCUCCUGAAAACUAGAUCCCCUCAAUUUUAAAGAAAGCAAUCUAAUUUAUAUAUUUAUUUCCCAUAAUUCAAUUAACUUUCACAAGAUAGACGUACUACAACUUUCCUAGACAACAGGUUGCUAGGUAUGAGUCCGCUACAGUUAGUGAGAUGCACAGUAACAGGGCUACAUCAGACGCUAAUGCCCAUUGUUAAAGCUCCUUAAAAAUGUAAAAACCCCUGUUUCCCAUCUUUAUCUUAAGCUAAGCCAACCAGCUGAUGGCUCCAGCUCUAUAUUGAACCCACAGAUAUGAGAGCAUUAUUGAUCUUCACAUCUAACUCUCUGCAAGAAAACAACAAUUUCUUAAGGACUAUAAUAUCAAUUCCAUCUUAAUUGUAUUUUUUUUCCAGGUAUUUGGCCAUGUUGUUGUGCUGCAGGGAUCCUUAACCCGCUCCACACAACACAGAAAUGACCACUAGCACAUGUUUGCAUUGUUGCUGUGUGUGUAAUCCUUGUCCCUUCAUUCUGUGUGUUAAUCAGAAAAUCCUUCCUUCACUUUGGCAGUUGUCCACUACUCAACAAGGAGGUCUUUUUGCUCCACAAAGGCUGCUAUUCACCCCAACUAUAUUCAUCAUCACCACUCGCUUAUUCAUAAUUCGUAAUCCCCCCCCUUGACAAUGCUCAAUUCAGCCAGUUAGAUAACCAGCCUGUGGUUGUCUGAGGGAGAAGUCUGCAUCAACUGGGCAGUGUUGAAUCCCUAUUCAACACUGGCUUCUGUUCAUGAUUGUUAACCGACUGAAUAGUAGACUACAUCAAUUUGCUCAUUUAACACUACCUUCACAGCAGAUAUGACAGCUCGUUCCCUGCUUCUUCACUGAGGUGCUGUAGCUCACCCAAAUUAACCAGCUAACCCAGAAAGACCCACCACAGAGAGUAGGAAAUGAAGGCAGCAAAUUAAGAGAAAGAGAGAAAGAAGAUGGGAUGGGGGAAAAGUGAUACUUCAACUAUUCUGCUGUGUGAGCACUGUGGCUCUUUCCUGGUCUUCUCUUGUCCUUCUCUUGGCCUGCAGCCACGGGCGGCUCCAGUAUCACAUGUAAUCAUUGUUAUUUUGAGGCCAAGGACGAGUCCCUAUUAUCCUCCAUGCGCCUGUUAAUGAGGAAACCAGAGUUCUGACAUCCACCAGCAUUGACAUCUUCAUCCCAUUUGUCACAAAGGUGGAACAGACACCUCCUAUCGCCCUCUGAAGAAAGACGGCCCUAAUCUCAAUUACAUCAUAUACAAGUUAUUUUGUCUAAGAGCAGGUUUCUCUGGUGAUGGUAGCAGCGUGGUUCUGGGAAUGACUGAAAUUAUCUCAUCAAUGAAUGGAUUGCCAUUCAUGAGGCCUACUGACCUUUUGUCUUUUCAUAAACCAUAAGAUUAACAUUUUAGUUUUUUAGUGAAAUGUCUCGACAACUAUUAUUUGGCACAAGACAUUUAUGUUCUCAGGAUUAAUUGUAAUAAUUUGAUGAUCCCUUUGACUUUUCAUCUAAUGCCAACAUCACUUUUAAUUUCUCCAAUACUUUGGUCGAGCUCAGCUAUAAUUUGUGUUUAUGCAUCUGAGCAUCCGAGUGGUAAAAAAUCAUUACACCAUCCUCCGUCUUGUCUUUCUGAGUCGGAGAUAUAAGGACAGCUAUGAUAUCUCCUACUUGGUGACUAUAGAACUACAGAAUCAUUAAUAAACCACUGGCAACAUAGCUACAAAGCCCCCAUAAUCGUUAUAUCUAAUAAGAUCAUUCAGCUAAUAAGAGCUAAAGACCGUUUUGUAUUUGGUUUCACUUGUUAACAGAAAUUAAGCUUUUGUAAAAAACACUGUUGUGUUGGUGCUUUGCCACUGAGGCAUCUGCACUUCGUUAACUCAGGUUUAUUUCUAUCACCAUCAAGCAUCGCCCAUCUUCUUUCCCUCUGCCCAGUUUGAAGGCAUCAUCCACAGGAGCUACAUGUCCACGAUGAUGUCAAAUACCUCUUGAGACAGCCUGGGUGAGAGGAAAGGCAGGAGAGCUGAGAGAGAGAUAAAAAGAAAGCAUGGAGAGAAGGAGGGACUGAGAGAUUCUGCCCAGUGGGGCUAAGCAAGAGGAUUUGGAUGAGAGAAAGAGGCAGGGAUGAUAGCAACAAAAAGAUAUAGAGAGUAGGGAGAGAGAGUGAGAGGUCCACGGUGUAGAAGAGGGGAGCAGACUUAGGUGAAAGAAAGCAAAAAAAAGCCAUGUGGAGUGCUCUGCUGCAAAGGGAAGAGGGGGCUUUCAUAUAUUCUAAAACACAUCUGUGUGUGCAGCUGCCAGUGAAAAUGAGAGAUGCAAUGUGGAAUUGGAAGUGUUUGUCUAUUUGGUGCCAAAAUGUAUGCAGACUGUGUACCUUGCAUUGGGAGGGUGCAGGUGGCCGUUGCGACAAGCUGGAGAGCGAUUCAGUGUUUGGAAGUUGGAGAAAGCGGGAGGGAGCGAAAAGUGGGAGAAGGAGACAGGGACAGAUAAAGGGAAAGGUGGGUUAUGGUUUGCUUUUUUUUCUCUCAAGACAUGUCGGCUGCAGUUGCAGAAUCCACAGCUUGAUUCCCAUAAUCUUCACAGGUGGAAUGGUCUGAUUUGAUAUUUAUUUCACACAUUUUAGCUGCAUGAUUUGAUGACUCAGUAUGCAUGUCGUCGUUGAACCUUUAUAUGUACAGUGAUGUGAUGUUUUCUGUUUGUUUUUUGUGUGUGUGUGUGUGUUUUACCGUCUGUAUUUUCCUCUCUGUGUGCUGUGUGUGUGUUUUGGGAGUUAGGAACCGGUUUAAAAGGGCACUCUCUGUCGUCUGUCGGUGGCUGUAUGACUGGGUGUGGACUCUGUACAGGAUGGCGAUAUACAGAGUCAAGGCUGGAAAUUAUUCUAAUUAGGGAAAUUGUUGGGUGAUUGAACUUGAUUAGGCUCUCUGUCCCACUUACUGAUGUAAUCGUUCUAAUAGGGUCAUUUGUUGCAUUCACACACUCAGUAGUUGUGAUAAUGGAAAUGUUUUCUUGCCGACUUGUUUUUUCCAGCUACAUUCCCUCCUUGUCUGCGGAGUUCAGUCAGUAUGUCUGGCUUUUAUUACAUUACAUCUGUUUGCGUCUCUCUAUCUGCCUCUCUGUUAGACUGGCUCGAUAAGAGUCCAAAUGACUCGCUGCUGAAAAGAUAGAAAUCCUGUUCUAGUCUCCAGCCUUCCAGGAAAUACACACUGUUGCCAGGCAUAUUUAGAAGAGGCAUUUGUUUCUAGAGGUGCAUUUGAAAGUACAAAUCCUCAGCAUCACGUCAGUGCGGUAAAUUUACACUGCAGGCCUCAGAAACUGAGAAAGGGGGAACAUUUUGUCUCUUAAAUGAUUCCAGCUGUUUGUAUGCAAUAAGGUGCCACUGUUAACAGCUGGCCCAUGAUAGGCAGCAAAGCGAAAGUAUUUUAGUUUAUUUUUAUAUGAUGUCAACCCAAAUUAAAGUACAAAUCUAUUCCACACACUGCUUUUGUGUUCUCUUUUUUUGUUUCACGUUAAUGCUAUGUGUACAAUUACUAAGAAAGGCAUUUCUCAGGUAAAGUGAUCACCUGAUUACUCCUGUAAUUAUACACCAUCGGUGGUGACUCAGCAAAUAUCUUGCAUACUUAGUUAAACAAACAAGUGAUGCUCAGUCUAAAUCCAGACAGUGAUAAUAGAGUGGCUCUCAAGUAUAAUAUUUCAUAAAGAACUAGAUGCAUAAUGAUAAAUUCCAAUAUCUUACUGUUAUUAUCCUAUUACUGCUAAUACCAUGUGUGGUUCCCGGGGGAAAAAAUCCUCUAAUCUGUUGAAAGUCAUGUGUUUUACAUCUACAACAGCGUGUUAGGAACAAAUGUACAGUGUGAAGAAGCUGCAGUAAUAUAUGAGUGGCCCCUAUGCAAAACACUAAAGCAAUUACUGCUUAUCGCUGAAGUGAUUUUCAGAAAAAACAAGAAGCUUGCAGGUCUAUAUGUCUGCUGCUCCUCCCAGAGCAUCGCUGCUUUUUCUAUAUGAAGUUUUAUAUAAAAUAUUUAUAUGAUCAUGUUUACAAAUAAAUGCAUCAUCUUCUUCGUACCUUUAUCAAAAAGUCAAAUUUAUUUUGAUAUUCAAGUUAUUGCUCAAACACCUGAUGCUUUAUCUAUAUCCCCACAGUCAAGGCCACAUACAGUUCACCAUUUUAUUGAAGCUAAUACAGUGGGACAAAGCAUGUUGACUGAAAUUACUUCAUAAAUAAUCUAUCUAAUAAACUAUAACAUUCUUUUGACCCGACCCAAAGAUUUGUUCCAGCUGCUUAAAGAUUGACCCCCUAACUUAACCCCCAUUGAGUGAGUAAAAUCUUCCAUGUUGACCUCGUUGCACAAAACACCUAUAAUUAAGAUUUUCCUUAAAGUCUGAGUUUCCUUGAUUUUAAAUCGUUGAACAAAACACCCUUAGGUUUUUGCCUUAAGAUUCCCUUAAAAUGUCUAAGUAUUGAAGUAAUUAAUGUCUUAUACGUAAGGAGUGGCUUAAACUUUGUUAAAUUGUUGCACAAAAAACCGUAGAAACCAAAAUAAGAAAUACAAAUCUUAAGGUAGGCCUAAAUCUGAAAAUCUAAACGAAAUAUGAUUCAUGGUGAUACAUGAAAAAAAAUGAACGCAUCCCAAGAAGAGUGUUUCACGGCCGGUAGAACCCAAUAGAUACGCUUAACAAUGUUGACUUCACACCACAGAUUUGAUUUACAGUUAAUUCAGGGUUUUUUCGGCCGUCUUGGAUCACUCAGCUAUUCCACAGCUGUGCUCUUCCUGCCCGUUUGCAAUUAAUGAUUGCUCUACUAUGUUUCUAUGCUAGGGCGUCUUUCCAGUCAGUAGGCUGGCAUUUCAUGUCAACGGUGUGCCGCGUCAUUCAGCUAGUUGCAAACGCCCGUAACCGUCUGCUGAACAACAGUUUCCAUCAAAACAAGAGGAGGAUGAGAUAAUGGCCCCACAUUCGUUGUUUUCUGUUUAUUUGUGGAUCAAACUAACUCUUUGAUAUAUGCUUUAAUUUAUUGUAUUCCUCCAGAAGGAUCAUAUUUCCUUAAUCUGACCAAUUUGGUUUUCUUGUUUUCUUUCCUCAUGCCAUUUUUUUUUUAAAACUAUCUAUAGUAAAAUGGUAUCCAUGGAAACUGUUGACUAUUAUCGCUAUAAAAUCUCAAUGCAGUGAAUUCCUUAACUAAGGAAAUCUUUUAAGGGGUUCUGUGCAACACCCUUAAGUAAGAAAUUAAGCCUUUAGCAUCACAUUUAUGGAUAAAACUUAAGGUGUUUUGUGCUACCAGCCGCUGAGAGUUAUCAGAAAAGUCACAAAAGUAGCGAGGACAGACUGUGCAUCAUAAAGUCUUUCCUUUAGUGUCUGUGACCUUCACUUCUUAGUGCUUCACCUGAGUUUCUAAUAAUCUAGCACUUUAUAUCUCCGGCUCACACACAUGCAAAUCGACAAAUACCUGUGUGCACACACUAACAGAUAAACACCCCACAGAAAUGCUUCCGAGAGCAACGCAGACCACAGAAAGACACCCUGCUUGUUAUUACUGCCUGGCUGCUGUCUGAUAAGUGCCAGCCCCGUAACAGUCGUCGUGCGGUGAAGGCCGUGAGUAAUACAAGCUUUAUAUGUAUCACUGCUCGUUCUGGGCCAACGUGCUCAACGGUGCCCUGCCCUGGUUUCUGUUACGGGGCCAAAAGGGGUUUUCAAACUCAGAAAUUAUUUCAUUUUGCGUAACUGCUAUAUUAUAUACAGAUUCCCCUACUCGGCUGUAAUAAAAAUAUUUAGAAAACUUGGUGCAAUUUUUAAUGAUUUUAAACUUUGUACUCAGCAUUAACUCUAACCAUUGGAAUGCAAAUGUUUUUCAGUGUAAAAUCUGCACGUGCACAUUAUCUGUAGCACUCAGUCUAUUCCAGAACACUGAUGAGGUAAAACUAGGGUAACAGCCAUCAAUGCUAAUUGAUUACCUGCGUUAAAUCAAUCAUUGAAGGGGGAGAUGGGGAUAAUGAGAAGCAAAUGAGUUGCAAAAAAAACGAUUAAGGAGGUACUUUACCCAUGAAACAUGCGUUUUCACUGGGGUAACGUGUACUUGAUGUACUGGAGGUAUUUUUACUCAUUUUUUCAAAAUGAGUAAAAUGAGAUUUUCAAAUCAAGACGGUGAGGAUAUUUUGUGUAUUCAGUGAACUGCAUGUAGUUAAAUCAAUAUUUUAUUAUCGACAAUGUAUCGCAUCACUAUAUUUAUGUGAAAGGGGUCUCUCGCAGUUACUAACUACAUAUUAUCACCUGACUGCAGUUUCCCUCAGCACUACAAAGCUAUAUAGCUUCUUUCAGCUCAUUGUUUUGGUUUCCGGGCCCACAGUUUACAUUACUGUUUUGGUUCAGUCCUUCUAUUCUCAUCAGCAUCAUUUUCAGCUUCCUGCUCAGAACCAAACUGACAGAAGAAAUACAUUUCCCUCAGGAGCUGGUGGAGACCAAAACAGAGCUAAAAAGCAGAGUGAAUAUCUCACUUUUAUUAAUCAGGUGGCCACAAACACAUCAUUGAUUGCCAAAGUUUUACUUAACAGUGACCCUGAAAACCCUUUCUGAUCUUGCUAAUAAACAGCCUAAUGCUCUGCUCAACUGGCCAUCGUUUUAUGUGUGACAACAACCUUUUCCAUGCCAGCUGAGAGGUGGUUUGGUUGCGUGGUGCAAAAACACACUUUUACACAGGCAGACACGUAUCUGUCAGACUGGCCUGGACUGAGCAGUGAAGCCUUGGUGGCUGUGUAAGAAUCAAUGUCUAUCUUCAACCAAAUACAAACACACAAAUGCAUGCAAACCAUCUGAACACAUGCUCAGUAUUGGGGCUUGUAAACUGAAGCAUUGUUGAAGUGGUGAAAACCAAUCUAUUGGCUGUACCAGGAGUGUGUGUGUGUGUGUGUGUGUGUGUGUGUGUCUGCUGUGUGCGUUGCCCUCAGCGAUGAAUACAGGACUCGAUUAGAAUUUCUGUCAUGUCGCACCACUGCCUGCAGCAUUUCAUCUAAAGCACAGCGGAGCGGGCAGUCAGAUUUCAGUAUCUAGGAGUACCACUCGAGAUUAAAUAGUCAGAAAUACCUUGCGCCGUUUCCUUUUCAGACCCGUUGUGAUGUUUGAAAAUGUUCUUCAGAGGGGAAGAGCGUUGUGGAACCAGAUUAAGUUGUCACAACCUCUUUAUAAGUUGUUUGGAAAGCGGCUGCUGCAGGCCGGGAGACACAUCAUGUCUCAUAAGUCUUGGAUGAAAACGGUGCCCACGGAGAACUGUGAUGUCCUCAUGACAUUUGCAGACACUACAGAUGACCACACGUUGCUAUGGCUACUGAACCACAUCCGGCUGGGAAUCCCAGAGCUCAUCAUCCAAAUACGACACCACAAGUACACGCGGGUCUACGCGUUCUUCGUCACCGCUACAUAUGAAAAUUUGUUGCGAGGUGCUGAGGAGAUGGGAUUGAGGAAAGCGGUGAAGCACGAGUUUGGCGGAGGAACACGAAACUUCUCCUGUGAGGAGGAUUACAUCUACGAGAACAUCGAGAGCGAGCUGUGUUUCUUUACUUCACAGGAGAGGCAGAUCAUCAUUAAAUACUGGCUUGACAAUCUACGGGCCAAACAUGGGGAGGUGCUUCAUAAUAUCAACUUCCUGGAGGGCCAGCCAAUUAUCCCGGAGCUGAGUGCACGAGGUGUGAUCCAGCAGAUAUUUCCUCUCCAUGAGCAGAGGAUCCUCAGUCAGCUGAUGAAGUCCUGGGUCCAGGCUGUUUGUGAGAAACAGCCUUUAGAUGAUAUCUGUGACUACUUUGGUGUGAAGAUUGCCAUGUAUUUUGCCUGGCUGGGAUUUUACACCACUUCUAUGUUAUAUCCUGCUGUGAUCGGCUUCGUGCUGUGGAUGCUCACUGAGUCAGAUCAGACGAGCCGUGACAUCUGCUGUGUGGUGUUUGCACUGUUCAACGUGGUGUGGGCCACUCUGUUUCUGGAGCGGUGGAAGAGGAGGGGGGCUGAGCUGGCAUUCAAGUGGGGAACGCUGGAUACGCCAUCUGAAUCCCUGGAGGAACCACGGCCUCAGUUCCGGGGAGUGAAGCGCUGCAGUCCCAUAACAGGUUGUGAGGAAUUCCACUAUCCUCUGUGGCGGCGGCGUGUAUUCAGGUGGCUGGUCAGCCUGCCCAUCUGUAUCCUCUGUCUCUGCUUUGUCUUCCUGGUCAUGCUCAUCUGCUUUGAGCUGCAGGAGUUUGUGAUGGGGAUCAAGGAAAUGCCUCGGCUGGCUCGCUUCAUCCCGAAAAUCAUGCUAGCUAUCACUGUGACUGCAUGUGACGAGGUGUACAGGAAAAUCGCCUGCUGGCUCAACGACAUGGAAAACUAUAGACUCCAGAGUGCCUAUGAGAAAAAUCUCAUCAUCAAAAUGGUUCUUUUUCAGUUUGUAAAUUCUUAUCUCAGCCUUUUUUACAUUGGAUUCUACCUCAAAGACAUGGAGCGUCUGAAAGAGAUGCUGGCCACUCUACUUAUUAUACGCCAGUUCCUUCAAAAUGUGAAGGAGGUGCUGCAGCCUUACCUGUAUGAGCGUCACAAGCUGGGCGAGCUCACGCUGAGAGCUGUGUGGGACCUCCUGGUCUCAGUGCUGCUGAAAUACGGCCGGCUGGCAGCUGGAAAAGCUCAGGCCUCUCCCACCGAUCAGGCCAUGCCAGGACCUGGACUGAGGGGAACCAGGCCUGGAUUGGGGCAGCUAGAUAGAAGGGAAAAGAAGUGCUUGAACGGAGGAUGCGGGGUGCCUGAUGAGGAGGAGGGAGGCGAGAAGGACGAGGCUGACAGCGGGAGGUUCAGUGAAGGAGAGACGGAGGAGGAAAGUCAGAUUGAUUGCGGUUUGAAGCUGAGGAAAGUCAGCUUCAUAGAGAAGGUGGACAGAAGACCAGUCUGCAGUGGGCCCCACAUGGACACCACUUUCCUGGAGGAAGGGAGCCCCACUAUGGUGGAAAAAGGAAUGGACCCUGCCUCUGUAUUUGAGAUGUGUGACGACGACGACGAUAAUGGCAUCCAUGAUGUGAAGGAGUCAGGUGGGGGAGCAACAGGUGUGGCUGAGGGAAUUAAUGCUGCUGCUGCCAGCGCUGCACCGCUGCCUUCUGGGUCUGAGAACAGCACAUCACUGCGCCACAGAAGAAGAGGCAAGAGCACAGAGAGACUUGAGCCGAAGACAAAAAGGGAAUCAUGGAUUGACCCCCCUGAUGUGAGAGAGAACAACGCGCUCGCUCAGGCUGAGAUGGAGAGCUGCAUGCAGACUUAUGCUGACACCUUCCAGGACUACCAAGAGAUGUUUGUCCAGUUUGGCUACGUGGUGCUCUUCUCCUCGGCCUUCCCUCUGGCUGCCAUGUGCGCUCUCAUCAACAACAUCAUUGAGAUCCGCAGUGAUGCCUUUAAGCUCUGCACCGGUCUGCAGAGGCCCUUUGGAAUGAGAGUGGAGAGCAUCGGCCAGUGGCAGACUGCGAUGGAAGCCAUGGGCUUGAUUGCUAUCAUAGUGAAUUGUUACCUGAUUGGUCAGUGUGGUCAGCUACAGCGUCUCUUCCCGUGGCUCAGCCCCGAGAUGGCCAUCAUCUCCAUCGUCAUCCUUGAGCACUUUGCCGUCCUCCUGAAGUACGUCAUCCAUGUGGCCAUCCCUGACAUUCCUACAUGGGUUCGAGAGGAGAUAGCUAAACUGGAUUAUCAGCGCAGGGAGGCCUUUAAGAAGCAUGAGCGGCAGGCGCAGCAGCAUUACCAGCAGCUGCAGAGGAGGAAGAGGGAGGAGGAGGAGAGGCAGAGGCAGGCGGAGCAUAUGGCCCGCAGGGAAAGGGAGCGGGACGACAGCAAGGGCGACUCCUCUGGGGAUCACCACCAUGACAAAAGUCACAGCAGCAAAUCACGUGCUGUGGGUGGAGGAGGAGGGGGCAGCGGGUCGGACAAACCCAAGAGGCCCAGCUCUCUGUUGGCCAGCAAUAACGUGAUGAAGCUGAAACAGAUCAUCCCGCUGCAGAGUAAGUUCUCCUCGAGUGGCGCCCGCUCCCCUCAGUCUCCCACUGGAAAUGAGCCCAAGCUGCCCGGGUUCCUGAGCUUCAAAUUCCUCAAGUCACCUGAGAAUAAGAAGGAGGGUGCUGCGGCUUCUGGGGCUGCCACCACAGCCGCUAACGCCACAGCUACAGCAUCAUCAUCAUCAGGUAGCAGCUCUCAGGAGCGUUCUCAGUCACCCAGCAAAGCCUUCAACCCUGGGAAACUAUUCAACUUUGGGAAAUCUGAGGGCGGGACGUGUGUAAACGGGGCUGCGCUGCCCAGACCCGGGGAAGGAUCAUCAUCACAGACGUCAGACAGACAACCAUCCAGAUCUGACUUGAACGGUGUUCCAGACGAGAUCCCCUCGCCUGGAGGGGAAGGGUCACAGAACGGACACGCAACAGACUCGGACCCGGCCGGCUCUAAAGUCUAGUAGCUCCAUAAAGAACAAACUUGCAGUUGGUUACAUCUCAACAGAGGAAGUGAUGUGUUUACUGUGAGGAGAGGCAUGACCUACCUUCUGUGCUAUCACAGGCUAUGUGUAGAAGUACUUGAAGAAGAGAGAGGAGAAGAUGAAACUGAUGAGAGGUGACAGUUGUGUUGGUUAGCUUUUUGGAUGAGAGACAAAAAAAAAACAGGCUCCAUAAGAAAGACGUAAGCCCUCUUAUCAUGACCGAAUAAACACACACACACGCAAACACAAAUCCUUCCUUGUCUGCAAUACAUAAAGAAAUGCAUGAGCUGCGUUUCUAAUAUUUUCAAGCCUUUAAAGCAGAGAGCUGUUUCUUGAUUUCUUCUAGUCAUAAAUUGUAAGCAUCUCGUUGGUCUCCAACUAGGACAUAACAGCCUGUUGUGGAGGAAAAAGAUUAAAAAGCUUAAACAGUAUGAAAGGAUCACAGAUUGUACAUCAAAUACCUUCGGAGAAUGUUUUUAGCCAUCACAACACAAGCGAUCAAUAGAUAUUGUCUAAUUUUAACUGUGAGGAAUUCUUGGGCCCUUCACUUAUAUAUUGAAGUGGAAAAAAAUGGAAAAGCAAUAUCAAUCAGUUUGAAUUAUUCUCAUCAAUCAUCACACAAACCCUCCCUUAAUAAGCAUCCCUGAUGUAUCACCAGCUUUAUUUUCAAAGCAGAGGUGAUGUCUGAGCUUUGAUCCCUUCUUCCCAUCCUGUGAAAGUAGCAGAUUUGCUCGAAAAGGAAGUAAAGAGCUUAGUAAGUUGAGCUUUCAUGUACCAGUAUUUUUUCCAAGAGUUUAAGUGGAAGACAGACAAAAAAAAAAAA
Messenger RNA from Anarrhichthys ocellatus (wolf-eel), 14325 nucleotides. RefSeq names its product anoctamin 8b (gene ano8b). The transcript is spliced from 19 exons. Lineage: Eukaryota; Metazoa; Chordata; Actinopteri; Perciformes; Anarhichadidae. The record is from RefSeq and is a predicted model, not a curated record. Gene Ontology annotation, biological process: chloride transmembrane transport. Bases 10155 to 13481 code for a protein of 1108 amino acids. Gene Ontology annotation, cellular component: plasma membrane. Gene Ontology annotation, molecular function: chloride channel activity.